GCCCGGGGUCCGAGCGUAACAGGAGACAGAAACCUCACUGGUGUGAACCGGAUGACCCGUUAAUGGAAUCCUGGGACUCGUUAACGAAGUUUAAUCAGUGUCAGCGCGGGCGGAUCUCCAACAUGGGGCUGGAGGGAGAUAUUUUCGACGAGUUUGUUCAGCGCCAGUCCCGUCCGACACCCGUUGUCCACCGACGCCCCUCUGCUCCGGCGCUCCCUGAUUCUGACGACCACGAAGACGAUCCUCGCGACGAGGACUUCGAGAUCCCGGUUCUCCCGCAGGGUCGCCACCUCGUCAUUAACAUCCUGUCCACGGGGGGCGAACCGUCACUAUCGGGCCUCAACGGCAUCGAGAUCUUUUCCUCCAGCGGUGAGCCGGUCCCACAAACGGUCCACAUCACGGCCGACCCGCCUGACAUCAAUAUCCUGCCGGCCUACGGGAAAGACCCGCGCGUCGUUACUAACCUGAUAGACGGAGUACACCGGACGCAGGACGACAUGACCUCUGGGCUGGCCCCGUUCACACCGGGUCGCAAACACAUCAUCAGCAUGGAUCUGGGUGAGAGAUGCUGCCUGGCGAUGAUCCGUGUCUGGAACUACAACAAGUCCAGGAUCCACUCGUUCAGAGGGAGCGAUGGAGAAAUGGAAAUGAUCCUCGACGGCCGUUGUGUCUUCCGAGGGGAGAUCGCCAAAGCUUCAGGAACGCUCUCAGGAGAAUUGGAUCAGUUCGGCGAUACCAUCCUGUUCACCACGGAUGAUGACAUCCUGGAGGCCAUGGCGCAGUUUGAUGACACGUUCAGGGGUGAGAUGGAGAAGGGCGGGCCGGGCGAGGAGGAAGAGGAGCUGCAGCGGCCGCGGACGGCUGACGGUGAAGGAGAGGAGAGACCGUUCACACAAGCCGGCUUCAGGAAGGAGGACACGCUCAGCCACAUGGAUCUGGAGCACAUCGCUGCAGCUGGAGAGGAAACAACGGGACUUUACACUGGCAGCACUCUGCAGCUGAAUCUGCUGUCGUCGUGGGGUGACCCUCACUAGGGGACUGACGGGGUGUUAGAGGUCGUUGGUAAGGGCGGUCAGAGUAUUCCUGUUGAUGUCUCUAUAGCCACAGCGUCACCCCGUGACCUCAACGACCUUCCUGAGUACAGCAGCGACCUUCGAACUCUGGACAAGUUGUUUGAUGGGAUGAACAUCACCACAGAUGAUAAACACAUGUGGCUGAUUCCCUUCACGUCCGGUUCUGAUCACACACUCACCGUGAGGUUCGCUCAGCCGCAGACGAUCGCCGGAUUCAGAAUAUGGAACUACAACAAAUCGCCUGAAGACUCUUACAGAGGGGUGAAGGUUAUGCACUUGUUCCUGGACGGUGCGUGUAUUUCUCCACUCGGGGGGUUUCUCAUUCGCAAGGGUCCGGGGAAUUGCCACUUUGACUUUGCACAGGAGAUUCUGUUCAUAGACUACCUACAGUCCGCCCUUAACAGAUCGCUCACUACAACCGGCAAGAACACAGAGGACACGCACGCUCACUGGGGUGGGAACCGGAGAGAUGAGUUGGCCAGUAUGGACUAUGAGGCUCCGUUGAUGCCAUGCGGAUUUAUCUUCCAGCUGCAGUUGUUGACGACGUGGGGCGACCCGUACUACAUCGGCCUUAAUGGACUGGAGUUCUAUGACCAGAACGACCAGAAGAUCCCGCUCAGUGACAACAACAUCGCUGCGUUCCCUGACAGCGUGAAUGUGCUGGAUAACGUGUGUGGUGACGUCCGCACACCUGAUAAACUGAUAGAUGGGGUCAAUAACACGCACGACGGGCAACACAUGUGGCUCGCACCGGUGCUGCCUGGACUGGUGAACCGUGUCUAUGUCAUCUUUGACCAGCCGAUGACGGUUUCCAUGAUUAAAUUAUGGAAUUAUUCCAAAACACCUCAGCGAGGAGUCAAAGAAUUUGGGCUCUUAGUCGAUGACCUGUUAGUGUAUAACGGGGUUUUAGAGUGUGUGAAGAACGUUUCGCGGGGAAUUCUGCCAACGCUGGAUCCCGUCGUUCCUUACCACACCAUACUGUUCACAGACAACACGCAAAUCACACACCGAGAGAAGAGCACAAUCAUCAGGUACACACACUACAUGUAAUAUUUCUGUGCUGCAACUUUUUUUUUUUUUUUUUUUUUUUUUACAGAAAUGUGGGUUUCUCUAUUCUUGCAUCAGACUGUUUUUAAAAUUGCACUAAUUAAACACCCACAUAAAUGCAUUAAACACACCCAGAGCGGAAUGUGAGCACUCAGUGCCAAACCCAGACCACACACACACACACACACUGCUGUUGACUGACUAAUUGUUUGGCCUGAUCGCUCUCUCUUACGCCCUGGGCAUGAUG
This is a messenger RNA of Cyprinus carpio (common carp), 2367 nucleotides long. RefSeq names its product katanin-interacting protein-like. The record is from RefSeq and is a predicted model, not a curated record. Lineage: Eukaryota; Metazoa; Chordata; Actinopteri; Cypriniformes; Cyprinidae.